GACCAGUGAUAUAUACCGAUGGAGAAGGGCUUGGUCCCAAUUUCCAAAAGGAGCGUUGAGCCCCCGAUCAGACAACUCAGCCCAACCGUGGUAGGGGGUCUGAAAGAGUCAUGGGUCAUCCUGGGAUCCAGAUGUGGACAUGGAAACUGUGUGUCUUGAGCUGGAUGUGCGUGGGCCAAGCGGCGGCAGGACCGCAGUACAUGGUAGCCAUUCCUGCAGUUCUUGAAUCUGGCGCUGAGACCAAAUUCUGUGCCAGUCUCCUGGAGCCCAGCGAGACUCUGGAAAUGAGCGUCACUCUGAUGUCAGAAGAGGCGAAUACAACCCUUCUGGAGAAGACCUCCAGUAUAGAAUUUCAUACCUGCAUUGAAUUUAAGGUUCCUUUAGUGCAGGAUGAAGUGGUGCAGAACUUUGAGGUGGAGGUACGAGGCGACACAUUCUACUCUAAAGAAGUCCGAAAAGUUCUGAUCAAAGUCUAUCGACCAAUGACCUUCAUCCAAACGGAUAAACCGAUCUACCUCCCAGGACAAACGGUGCAUUUCAGAGUCAUCACACUGGAUACCAAGUUAAGACCUGUCAAUCAGCUGUACGAUGUAAUCGCAAUGGAGGAUUCUAACAGCAACAGGAUUGGCCAGUGGCUGAAUGAAACCUCCUCCAAUAGGAAGAUAUUGCAGCUUUCUUACACCUUGAACUCUGAGGCCCGUGAAGGAGCCUACCAAGUUACUGUGUCGAUUGGGUCCGCUAAAAUACAACACAGCUUCAAGGUGGAAAAAUAUGUUUUGCCUAAAUUUGACCUACAAAUAAAUGCACCUGAUGAAGUAAGUAUUGAUCAGGAAGAAGUCAAAGCUGAAGUCUGUGCAACGUAUACAUACGGACAGCCUGUGCCAGGCAGUGUUGACUUGAAGGUGUGCCGACCUCUUGAUUCCUAUGUUAUACCCAGUCCAAUCACCCCUGAACAUCCAGAGGGAAUCGAUGUAAUCCCGAUGCCUUGCUACAAGGAGACAAAGCAGACGGACAAGAGAGGCUGUGCCGCUUUCAGCUUCGCAAUGUCAACUUUCACAAGAAUUGCGCAGAAGGCUCUGCAAGAUGUACUGCAACUCAGUGCAAAUAUGGAAGAGGAGGGGACAGGGAUUUCACGCUCCCAAGAGAAGACUACGGUGAUUUCUUAUGUUGUUGGAAAGCUGUCUUUCACCGACACUCCCAAGAUUUAUAACAAAGGAUCAAAUGUGGAAGGAAAAGUUAAAGCGGUUUAUUACAAUAAUACGCCCAUUCCUGCCAUGCCGGUGUUCCUGUUUGAGGGUGAAAGGUGGUCAUCGCGUUGGUUACAGAAUCUCACAACCGACAGUGAUGGCGUCGCCACUUUCUCAUUGAGCACAGCUGCCUUUAAAGGAGACUUCCACUUACAAGUUAGCGACACACCGACACUGGGCUACAGUCCUUACAGAACGCCAUACUACGAGUCUAACGAUCACACGGUGUCUUUGGCCACACCUUCUUCUCCUGAUACGAAGACAGUCAGCUCCCUGGAUGUGAAGAAGAAGGAUGAACCACUUUCCUGUGACGAAGAAGAGGACCUCUCCAUCCAGUACACAGUCGUUGGAGAGGCCCAGGGCUAUAUGGAUGUGAUUUAUCUGGUCUUAUCAAGAGGGGCCAUUGUUUUACAAGGAGUUGAACGGGUGGAAAUCAAAGAUAAAUUGGUGAAUGAGGGCGAGGUGUCCUUUAAGCUGACGGUGUCUCCAGACAUGGCACCAGACGUCCAGGUCGUGGCUUACUCCGUCCUCCCCAGUGAGACGGUGAUCGCCAACAGCGCCGACUUCUCUACCGAGCAGUGCUUCAGUCAAAAGGUGUCUCUGGAGUUUUCUCCGUCCUCGGCCGUCCCAGGAGAGGAGACCAUCAUGCGGGUUACCGCCCAGCCAGAAUCUCUGUGUGGCGUGAGCGCUGUUGACCAGAGCGUCCUCAUCAAGGAGCCAGGGAAGACUCUGGAUGCAGCCAAGAUAUUUCAAUUGUUGCCGGUCACAAAACUGUCCUAUAUUCCAUAUAAUGUUGAAGAUGGUGUAGAAUGUUUGCCUGUGAGACCGAGAAGAUCUGUUCUGUCGUACCCCGGAGGUGAUGGGACAGCUGACGCUUAUACAGUUUUCCAGAAUGUAGGGAUGAAGAUGGCAACAAACCUGGUUAUCAGAGAGCCUUCAUGCCUCGAAUACAAAGGAAGAGAAUACUACCAGGGCUAUCGUGGCUAUGGCAACUAUGCCGUGAUGAAAGAAGUAAUGGCAGCCCCUGGCCCUGUUGAACUUGCUGUGGAUCUUAAUGGUCCAUCUCCUGAUAAAUCCCCAGUAGAGACUGUCCGCACUUUCUUCCCUGAGACCUGGAUAUGGGACCUGGUGGAAGUUGGAGAGUUUGGAACGAAGAAUGUGUCCCUCACUGUCCCGGACACCAUCACCACCUGGGAGACGGAGGCUUUCUGUCUGUCCCCUCAGGGUUUCGGCUUGGCUCGGCGUAAAAACCUCACGGUCUUCCAGCCCUUCUUCCUGGAGCUCAGCCUGCCCUACUCCAUCAUCCGGGGGGAGCACUUUGAACUGAAGGCAACCACCUUCAACUACCUGACCAGCUGCAUCAUGGUCACUGUGACUCCAACCCCCUCCUUAGAUUACACCCUCACCCCCCUCUCUGGUGACCAGUACACAUCCUGUCUGUGUGGCAGUGAGCGCAAGACCCUCAGCUGGACCAUGGCCCCCUCAGCCUUAGGUGAGACUGGAGCUUUUAUCCACCAGGCUGCCGAGGUGGAGGAGGCUUUUUUUUAA
Messenger RNA from Perca flavescens (yellow perch), 2795 nucleotides. RefSeq names its product alpha-2-macroglobulin. Bases 111 to 2795 code for a protein of 894 amino acids. Gene Ontology annotation, molecular function: endopeptidase inhibitor activity. NCBI's taxonomy places the organism in Eukaryota, Metazoa, Chordata, Actinopteri, Perciformes, Percidae. The transcript is spliced from 21 exons. The record is from RefSeq and is a predicted model, not a curated record.